Messenger RNA from Phycomyces blakesleeanus NRRL 1555(-), 1119 nucleotides. RefSeq lists its product as hypothetical. The coding region runs from base 1 to 1119 and encodes 372 amino acids. The record is from RefSeq and is a predicted model, not a curated record. The transcript has a single exon. Gene Ontology annotation, molecular function: oxidoreductase activity; FMN binding. Lineage: Eukaryota; Fungi; Mucoromycota; Mucoromycetes; Mucorales; Phycomycetaceae.
AUGAAUUCCACAUCUUCAUUGUUCAGCCCUAUCACAUUAGGAAAUUCAAAGUUAAACCACCGUUUGGUUCUCUGUCCUCUCACCCGUUUCCGUGCUGAUAAAGACCAUGUCCCAACCCCUAUGAUGGCAGAAUACUAUGGCCAGCGUGCAAGCGAAGGAGGAUUGAUGAUUUCUGAAGCUACUUAUAUAACUCCUGCAGAUGGAGUUCUUCCUAACACUCCAGGAAUCUACUCCGAAGCCCAAAUAGAAGGAUGGAAAGAGAUAUCAAAGUCUGUUCAUACCAAAGGCGCCACAAUGUUUCUACAACUUUGGCACACAGGCCGUGCUGCAUGUUCACAAUUGAACCCAAACAACGAGCAACCUAUUGGCCCUUCUGCCAUUUCAAUCCAAGGGAAGGGCCUAACCGGUGUUCCUUACGAAAUGCCACGCGCACUUGAGACGCACGAAAUUCCAAAAGUUAUAGAAACAUUUGUUCAAGCAGCCAAAAAUGCAAUUGAAGCUGGAUUCGACGGUGUUGAACUUCAUGCUGCCAAUGGUUACUUGGUCGACCAGUUCAUUAAUACGUCAAGUAACAAGCGUACUGACUUGUAUGGUGGAUCGAUUGAAAACCGUGCUCGUUUUGCCAUGGAGCUCGUGGGCGCAGUUGCUGAAGCGAUUGGCGAAGAGCGCACAGCUAUAAGGUUUUCCCCCUGGUCUGGGUUCCAAGACAUGAAAGACGACACACCGUAUGAGACUUGGGGAUAUUUGGUGAGCCAGUUCCAAGAAAAGCACCCCAAGUUGGGUUAUGUUCACUUUAUUGAGCCCCGCGAUGAUUUCCUUGGAAGACUUGAUCAACCUGAAAGAGCCCAUAUCGCGGUGACCGAGACAGUAGAACCAUUCCAGAACAUUUGGAAGGGUCCUUUUAUUGUGUCUGGUGGAUACACAGCAAAUCCUAAGCGUGCCUUUGAGACUGCUGAUAAAAACAGUAAUACGUUGGUUGCCAUAGGACGAGCUUUCAUUUCCAAUCCUGACCUUCCUCUUCGUCUAAAGAAUAACUGGCCAUUAAGUCCCUAUGAUCGUUCUACGUUUUACACCAAUGAUGCUGUUGGAUAUACAGAUUAUGAAUUUUAUACGGAAUGA